GAAUGUAUCCAAUGAUCAGUGGACAAAACAUUUUUGAUUUACUUUCCAGAAGCCCAUCCACGCCCUAUUUCGAUGUUGCGCGUGCCCGGUGGCCUAUACGUCACAGGUGCGCGCCGCCUUUCCUUCUUUCUCUCGACCUGAAGAUGGCGGCAGGGACACUCUACACAUACCCAGAGAACUGGAGAGCCUUCAAGGCUCAGAUUGCAGCCCAGUACAGCAGUGCCCACCUGAAAGUGGCCAGUGCGCCCCCUGCCUUCACCUUUGGACAGACAAACCGCACCCCUGCUUUCCUCAACAACUUCCCCCUGGGCAAGGUUCCAGCUUUCCAGGGUGAUGAUGGUUUUUGUCUGUUUGAGAGCAACGCCAUUGCUUAUUACUUGAGCAGCGAUGCCCUGCGUGGUAGCACUCCCCAGGACAGCGCCCAGGUAUUGCAGUGGGUGAGCUUUGCUGACUCUGAGAUUAUCCCCCCAGCCAGCGCCUGGGUCUUCCCCACUCUUGGCAUCAUGCAGUACAACAAACAGGCUUCAGAGCAGGCCAAGGAGGAGGUGAAGCGUGUGCUUGCUGUCCUGAACCAGCACUUGAACACCCGCACCUUCCUGGUCGGGGAAAGAGUCAGCUUGGCAGACAUUACAGUGGUCUGUUCCCUUCUGUGGCUCUAUAAACAGGUCCUGGACCCUGCCUUCCGUCAGCCCUUCCCCAAUGUGACACGCUGGUUUUUGACCUGCAUCAAUCAGCCUCAGUUUAAGGCUGUCUUGGGGGAGGUCAAGCUCUGUGAAAAGAUGGCCCAGUUUGACGCCAAGAAGUUUGCUGAAAUGCAGCCCAAGAAAGAUGUCCCCAAGAAAGAGAAGGGAGGCAAGGAUGGAGGCAAGCAAGAUAAGAAGGAGAAGAAGGAAAAGAAGGAGGAGAAGAAGGCCCCUGCCCCAGCUCCUGAGGAGGACAUGGACGAGUGUGAUGCUGCCCUGGCUUCAGAGCCCAAAACCAAGGACCCAUUCGCACAUUUGCCUAAGAGUUCAUUUGUGUUUGACGAGUUCAAGCGCAAGUAUUCCAAUGAAGAUACACUGACAGUGGCUGUGCCCCACUUCUGGGACCAGUUUGACCGCGAGGGUUAUUCAAUCUGGUAUGGGGAAUACCGUUUCCCCGAAGAGCUGUCAAAGACAUUCAUGAGCUGCAACCUCAUCACAGGAAUGUUCCAGCGACUGGACAAAUUGCGCAAGAACGCUUUCGCCAGCGUCAUCCUCUUCGGCUCGAACGAUGACAGCAGCAUCUCUGGCAUCUGGGUGUUCAGAGGACAGGACCUGGCUUUCACGCUUUCCGACGACUGGCAGAUUGACUAUGAGUCAUACGAGUGGCGUAAGCUGGAUGUGGACAGCGAAGAGUGCAAGACCAUGGUGAAAGAGUACUUUGCAUGGGAGGGAGAGUUCAAACAUGUAGGCAAGCCUUUCAACCAGGGCAAAAUCUUCAAGUGAGAGGUGCCUGUGUUUCUCUUACUCCUAUCCCUGUGUCCAUCAACGCCUCCAUCUAAGGACAUGCAACCACCAAAUAGCCCAUCAUGGGGGGCGGGGGGGGGGGGGGUCUCGACUGAUACUGGAGACAGCUGAAGGAGGGAAGGAUGUUUGAGUUGAAUAAACUAUUUUCAAGAACCAUAUAAUUUUUGGAUUUGUUUUUGUUUUGCAAAUGUAUGGUAGACCAUAUUAUGUCUAAAUGUAGCCACAGUGUCUUUGAGGAUAGCAUUUGCCUACAGUCUUAUGGUGGGUUUUCCUAUGCCUUCAGUAACACUCCCACGCCUACCCAGCCCUCAGCACUGAAGACAAAGGCCCCCUUUUUGGUCUCAACUGCGGUGUACUUUGACUUGAUUUAUGCAAUUAAGCCAGUAUUCAUUUUUGUUACAAGCACUGUUUAAUUUUGGCUGCAGGUAAAUUGUUGUACAUAAAAUGAAAACUCAAGCUAUUUAGUUGAAAUGUUUUUGCAGUUAAUGUAGCAUGUAAUCUAGGUUAAAGCUAAACUAUUGGACUUUGGAAAAGUAUUGGAAUGUUUUGGAUCACUAAAAUUGGGGUGAAAGUUAACUUGCCCUGAUUUUUUUGUAUUUAAAUGUCUAGUAUUCAUAGCUUGUCCAUUGAAAAUUAUGAAAACAAUCAUUCAAAAUAUGCAGUUGAGACAAAUGAUUUGCUAUGCCAUAUUGCGAUCUCAGGGGGUGUAGGUUUAAUCAAGUUUACACAGCUUUGUAAAGAAUUGAUACAAAUUCAUGAGAGAGUGGGUUGAUAUUUAACAUUUGCUCAUUGCCAGUGAACACUGUUUUAUCAGAAGAAAUGCUCAAUAUUCUUUUGAAUAGACUGGGAAUGCUUUCUGCAAUUGGAUCGCAUAGGAUUUUCAAAAUGAACACUGUCCCUUUUAUUCUAACCUCAAGCAAACGAAUGGAGUAAGCAUACACAUAAUUUAGGAAAUGGUUACAGCAUGUACUGAGAGGCAACAAAAUGGCUGCUCUGUUGCCUCCCACUGAGGAACACACAGUUCUUGAUUUUGGGGCGGGUGAACAUUGCGUAGUUCUCCUGUAUGUCCACUAGAGGGUGGGCAGAUGCCUUAAAUCAGAUCAGGAACCGAGUGAGUCUUCAAAAUGGUGUGGCAAUUGCCUGCCAAGAAAGUUUUGCCAAUUGUGUGCUGUACUAACAUGUUAGAUUCAAAAUGGAUGUUUACUUAAAUGGCUUCAGUGAAUCUUAUACUGCAGUGCCCAGGGGUGUGUAGUAUUUUGCAAUCAUCUUGCUACUUGAAAUGCAGAACGCAUAAAAGCUAUUUGUACUCAAGAUUUGCAAAUUGGCUGAAACAAGUUUUAAAAUUAGGACAUAAAGUGAUGUCAUUUCAUUACCUUGACUAUAUCCGGUGUGAAGUGGCACUCUUCUUUCAGAGUAGUCUGCGGCAUUUAAAACCGUGUAAACCUAACCGCGAUAGUAGGAGAAUUGUCCGGAGUGGAGAACAACCAGGCAAUCAGAAAUUCCAGGUUCUCAGAUAAGGCUAAUCUGGACCUGUGAAACAAGCUCUGCGUGUGGGUGUGCUCACUUUGUCCUCAGUCCACUAGUCUUUGCUUGUCUGCAUGUUGAUCACCCGACACCUGUGAGAAGUGCAGGGAAGGUGGCCCCAGCUUGACUGUCUGCAUAUCCCUACCAAGGGCUGUUUAAGUUUGAUGACGUGCUCCUCUUGGUGGUCCACACUUUCCAGGCCUCUAGAGGGCAGCGGGCAGUAAACCUGAAGUUUCCUGUAAUUGACAUUGGUGAAAGACCCACCAUUUGUGAUGGUAAACAUUUAAACAUGAUGUGUUUUUACACCGUAACUACUAUAAUUAUAUUGUGUUGGCUUGCUUCUUUGGGUGUUUUACACUGCUCUAUAGGGUUUAAUGCUUUGCAGAUUUAUAUAUUAGCAAAAUGUUGAAUUGGGUUAUAUUCAGCAAAAGAAAAUAAGAUGCUAAAGAAAUGCUUUGCAAUCUGUAAUGUUCAAAUUCUUUAUGCAUUGCAAGCAUAUUUUUAGCACAGAACUGGAAAAUAAGCAUCAGUUUUGACAUAAAAUUUCCAUUUAAUAUAAAAUAAAAAAUACUGUUCUCACAUGAUUUUUGGGGAUUUUAUGUUUUUGGUAAAGUUUUAGCUUUUAGUCAAGGCCGGCCAGAUGAUGACGUGUCGUCAAUGUGGGAGGUUAAAAAACAGCAGCACUUGUUAAUGUACAUUCACCCUGUUUGACUCUAAGCAACAGUAAAUAGUUAUUAGAUGUCUCUUGCAAGCUUAGGAGGUGUGGCUUUCAUAUUUUUCUGUGAACUUGUGGUUUGACUUGUUCACAACGGGAAGAAUGUUCAAACUACUGAGCAAAUACAUUUUGACCUUCCCUAAAGAGAGCCCUAACAAUCUGGCAGAUGCAGUGACGUCACCACAAGGGGCUCGUUACUAUGAAAUGAGCCAUGUCACAUGGUCGUAUUUAGGAGGGAGUCCCAGACUUUAGGAAACUCAGUUAGGCCUGUCGUCCGAUGACAUACAUUGCACAAGCCCCAUACAUUGACCUACAGCACAGCUCAUACCUGCCAUGACUUUUUGCAGGUGACUUUUUAACUAAGGAUCAGGAAUGACAAUAUGGUGCAUUUGCAUGAUUUUUAUUUAUACAUCUUUCACUUGGUGCCAAACCUCUGUAUACAAUGAUAUACUUGAUAUGCUAUGUUCUGGUGAACAAAAAAAAAGGUUCUGGUUUAAAAAAAAAAAAAAAAAAAAAGAUUAUGCAUGCAUUUUACAUUUCAUAAAGAUACCAUUCUUUUUUUGAUUUAUGGAAGUGCGUAUAUACACUAAAUGUGAAUUUUAUUAGGUAUUUAUUACUUAUUUUUUAGACUUAUUAGUCAUCUGCUGCCGUAGCCCAUCCACUUUAGAUGUUUGAAGCCUUGUGUGUUCAGAGAUGCUCUUCUGCAUACCACUGUUGUAAUGUGUGGUUAUUUGCAUUAUUGUCACCUUCUUGUCAGCUUUGGCCAUUCUCCACUGACCUCUAUCAUUGACAAGAUUUUUUUGCCCACAGAACUUCUGCUCACUGGAUGUUUUUUUGUUUUUUUCGCACAAUUUUCUGAAAGAUCUCAAACCACCCUGCCUGGCACCAACAAUACAAUCAAUCUUCUUCUAAGUCACUUAGAUCAUAUUUAUUCCCCAUUCUGACAUUUGGUCUGAAAAACGGCUGAAUGUCUUGACUGUCUGCAUGCUUUUAUGCUUUUAGUUAAAUAUUUACAUUAAGAAGCUGGUAUACAGGUCUACUUAAUAAACUGCUCAGUGAGUGUAUGUUAA
Messenger RNA from Conger conger (European conger), 4796 nucleotides. It is a transcript of the gene eef1g, whose product is annotated as eukaryotic translation elongation factor 1 gamma. The transcript has 10 exons. Lineage: Eukaryota; Metazoa; Chordata; Actinopteri; Anguilliformes; Congridae. Gene Ontology annotation, molecular function: translation elongation factor activity. Gene Ontology annotation, cellular component: nucleus; cytoplasm. The record is from RefSeq and is a predicted model, not a curated record. Bases 3 to 1466 code for a protein of 487 amino acids. Gene Ontology annotation, biological process: translational elongation.